Molecule: messenger RNA, 4239 nt
Organism: Aspergillus homomorphus CBS 101889
Lineage: Eukaryota; Fungi; Ascomycota; Eurotiomycetes; Eurotiales; Aspergillaceae
Product: U6 snRNP complex subunit PRP24
Exons: 4
Coding region: 1-3918 (1305 amino acids)
Biological process (GO): RNA processing
Cellular component (GO): ribonucleoprotein complex
Molecular function (GO): RNA binding; protein binding
Source: RefSeq, a predicted model, not a curated record
AUGAUGGACAUCAACUCCCUCCUUUCGCCGCAGGAUUCGAACUCACAGUCCGGGCGCACCACGCCCUCCGCGGGGUCUACACCCGCGACCAAUGCCUCGGUCCCGACCUCAGGCCCGCCGCCGCCAAAACCCUUGCGAAAGACUCGUCCCGGCGCGGCCAAGCAGGGUAUGACCUCCUCGCCGCUGGCGCAAGUUGUGUACGCCCCGAAUCAACUGCCAGAUCCGUCACCGCCCGCGAACAGCCCCAAGGUUGGUCCCAGCAUGGGAAGUGGCAGCGGAACCCCCCCGGCUACCGACUUGCCGCCUGCGAGACAACCCUCGACUCCGGGUAUGGACACACUGGCCGAUCUAGCGUCGAUGCAGCAUCACCAGCCCCAGCGUCCCGGCGCCCCUCUCUUGCGCAGCAGCCAUGAACGAUACGAAAACCAGCUGUCACCCUCCACCAUGUUCCCCCACGUCAACCCCAUCUCCCACAACACACCAACUCCACGAUCCUCGUUCGAUAUCGCUAUGUCUGAUGGCCCCCGGGAGAGCGCACAACGAAGCUACUUGGAUACCUCCUUGGUUCCCAACGCCCAACGACAGGCGACCGACUUGUUUGCACAGAUCCAGGAAAACCCACAGUCGUACGAAGCGCACGUCCGGUUUAUCCGUCUGCUACACGCAGGUUUUGUCAACCACGUCUAUCCGCCCACUAACCCGGACAUCCAUGGGGACCCGCGCAAAUACGAUCUUCUCAAGGACAUGCGCACCGCUCGCGAGGAGAUGGACAAGCUUUUCGCCAUGGGCGAGGAUCUGUGGGCGGAGUGGAUCCAGGAUGAGAGUAUGCUGGCACAAUCGGUGGAAGAACGCAUCGCCGUCAUGGAGCUCUGUCAGCGGUCCGUGGAGGAAGAGUACGGUAGCACCAAACUCUGGGGUAUCUACGGAGAAUGGGUGCUGUAUCUCUACAAAUCGGCUCAUGGCGAUGCGAGUCAAAGCUCCUGGACCGAGGAAGAUCGGAUGGUCGGGCGCGAAGUUUUCACAUGGCCAUCAGUCCUGGAGGUCUGGCAUAGAGGAGCUGAGUCGACGCAAUGGCGAAUCCACGACAGUCAUCUAGUUUGGGAUCGCUUCCUCGACUUGGUCGUCCAGGAUCUUGCCCGCAACCCGUCGCAGGAGAAGGUUAAUCAUGUACGAAACUUCUUCGAUGUUCGCCUUGCGACUCCCCACGCCACCUGGGACCAGACUUUCCAGCUGUUCUCCGGCUUCGUAUCGACCUAUUACAACGCGAACUACGAAAACAUCAUGGCCGACAUGGUCGGGAGACACGGCACGUCAGCCAAGGAGCAAUAUUCCGCUCGCGAAGAGUUCGAAAUCAAGCUACGCAACGCGACCGAGGCCGGUGAGUUGGGACAAGAAUAUAUCUUGUUCACCGAGUAUCUCGAGUGGGAAUUGAGUCGGAACCGUCGGAAACGGCAUUCGGGCAAUUUCGAACUUGUCAAGUCGAUCUACCAGCGCGCAGUGCUUCGCUUUCCGACCGAUUGCUGUAUGUGGGAGGACCUCAUCAUGUACCUUGUUCGUGAAUCGAUGCACGGCAACACGAAGACCUCGACAAUGGCAACCUUGGACCGUGCGACGCGCCACUGCCCCGGUUCAGGCACCCUCUGGUCGCAAUAUCUGCUGAGCUCCGAGCGCGAAGGACAGACCUUUGCGAAGAUUGCGGACAUCAAGCACAAAGCCACGAGCACGGGCUUGCUGGACGUUGGAGGCAUGGAAGAGGUCCUGAAGGUUCAUACCGCCUGGUGUAGUUAUCUGCGUCGGCAGGCUUUCUUGUCUGAUUCGACCGAUGAAGACAUCGACGUGGCGGAGGUUGGAAUUCGAUCUGCUAUCGAAAGCGUCCAAGAGCUCGGCGAAAAGAAAUACGGCCGGAACUAUCAGGGUGACCCCCUAUUUCGUCUCGAACGCAUCUAUAUUCGCUAUCUGAGUGAGAGUGGCAGCUGGGAUAGUGCCCGGGAGACUUUCAAGGGUCUGGUGGGCCGUCGUGGCAACAGCUACGAGUUCUGGUUGACUUACUAUGAGUGGGAGCUCAUUUCCUGGAGCAAGUUUGUGCAGGGAGAAGCCACCAUUGAUGCCGCCCGACGCACCCCCAACCCCAGCUAUGCCACCGCCGUGUUGAAGCAGGCUAUCAAGCGGACGGAUUUGGACUGGCCAGAGAAGAUUAUGCAAGUCUACAUCGCCCACUGUGAGGAUUACGAGGACUCCGAUGAGCUGCAGUUGGCGAUCCUUGAAACCCGCAAGGCGGGGAAAGCCAUCGCAGCCCGGCGCGAGCGGGACGCAAGGGAGGCGACCGCGCGGCUGGCUGAGCAACAAGCUGCAGCCAUUGAGCAGGCUACACAAGCGGAGAAGAGGAAGCGGGAGGACGAGAUCAACGUGAAUGGAGCAGCACCUGCCAAACGGGCCCGUGCAGAGGAGUCCACCCCGUCUGUUCUCAUGACGCCUGAACCGGUCGCUCUUCAACGCGAUCGCGAGAAUGCGACCGUUGUUGUCAAGCAAUUGCCCCGUGGCAUUACGGAGCACAAGGUCCGGCAGUUCUUUCGCCAUUGCGGUACGAUCAACAGCGUGAAGAUGCUUUCUGCUCCUAACGAUGGUUCCGAGACGGCCAUCAUGGAGUUCAACACCCGGGACGAAGCCGUCGUUGCCCAGACCCGUGAUCAGAAGAUGAUUGAUGGACACACCAUCGAGGUCCAGUUUGGCUCGGGGUCCACACUCUUUGUCACCAAUUUCCCUCCCACUGCGGAUGAACAGUAUAUUCGUGAUUUGUUCCGUGAGCACGGCGAAAUCAUUGAUAUCCGCUUCCCGUCGCUCAAGUACAAUACGCAUCGCCGAUUCUGCUACGUGCAGUUCAGGACGUCUGGAGAAGCUUACAGUGCCACCCAGCUAGAUGGAUCCACGGUUGGAAAUGGCCUGCACCUGGUCGCCAAGAUUUCCGAUCCUACUCGCAAGCAAGACCGUCAUGGGCCAAUGUACGAGGGACGUGAGAUCCAUGUAUCCAAUCUGGACUGGAAGGCUAGCGAACAAGACGUGGAAGAGCUGUUCCUGCGUUUUGGCAAGGUCGAACUGGUUCGCAUUCCCCGUAAGGUGGAUGGAGGCAGCAAGGGCUUCUGUUAUGUCGUCUUUUCUUCCAAGGAGGAAGCUGAGGCGGCUCUUGUAAUGCACGAACAAGAAUUUCGGUCGCGCCCAUUGCAAGUCAAGUUGUCCACACCACAGGGGGCCAAACGGAGUGCUACGACGAUUCUGUCUCACGUGUCAGCCUCGCGAUCUCCAUCGGUCGAAGUCAACGGGACUGGCGAGGAGGUAACCAACAGCGACCGGGCGGCGCGCACCCUGGGAUUGAUGAAUGUUCCCGACACGGUCAACGACGCGCGGAUUCGGGCGCUGAUGGAGCCAUUCGGCAAGCUGAUCAAAAUUAUCCUGCGACCGGACCACCAGGGAGCAAUUGUCGAGUUCUCCGAUGUUCACUCUGCUGGCCAAGCGUCGCUGAAACUGGAGGGAGAAGAGAUCGCUCCCGGGCGGAGAUUGCAUGUGGGCAGCGUGCCGGAAAUGCUGAAACAGUCGGCGGAGAAGAAGGGCCCUCAUCCCAGCACCGCGGGCAACAAAACAACCGCUGACAAAUCCGGGGCGAGACUCCAGCCCACCGGACCGAUCAAGCGGCCACCGCAGCCUGGGGCGCGCGGAGGCAAGCGCGGCCACUUGGGAGUGAAGCGAGCCACCGGCGGGUUGCCGGGGCCGAGCCACGCGCCGAAUGGAGCCCCUACGACCAACACCACCAUGACGACCACGAUGACGACGAACACUGACAGCUCUGCUCCCGACGAAGAGCACAAGAUUAAAAAGAGCAAUGAUGACUUUCGUGCGAUGAUCCAGCGGAGUCGAGCGGGAUGAAAGCGUCCGGCGCACUGGAUUGCAUUGGCGGGUUUGGCAUUAUCCUCUCUCCGCUUGCUGAUGACCUGGGAUUCUUUUCUUCUUCUCCUUUUCUCCUUUCUACAUUCCCAUCCUCGAUGUGUCUUUCUACCAUAACUUGUCACCGACGCGGUGCUGACGCAGUUCCUCUUUCUAUUCUAAUCUUCGUGCUGGUUGGGGCCGUGUAUUAUCAUGGACUUUGCUUCGGUCAUGGAAUCUCCAGCCUGAUGUCGGAUGUAGAUUAUGCUUUAUCUUCCUUAUGAUUUGUUUUUCUUUCUUUCUUUCUUAUCUCUCUCUGUCUUC